CCGAGAGAGAGAGAGAGAGAGAGAGAGAGAGAGAGAGAGAGAGAGAGAGAGAGCUCUAAUGGCGUCAACCACCUUCUCUCUUUUUUCUUCUCCAACAGCUUUGUUAUCUAAUACAAAGACCUCUGUUGCUUGCCUCAAACCCCAUGAAAGAGCCUUAUCAUCUUCAAUACUGGCUACAAGAACAAGUAUCUAUUAUAAUAAGCCUUCACGAGCCAGACCAAUGAGCCUGAGAAACGGCUCAAGGGGCAUCACUUGCGCAGCUUCUUCUUCGGCUCUUCCAUCAGCUCUUCUUUUCGAUUGUGACGGCGUGCUCGUUGAUACUGAGAAGGACGGGCAUCGUGUCUCUUUCAAUGACACUUUCGGAGAAAGAGAACUUGGUGUUACUUGGGAUGUAGACUUGUACGGCGAGUUGCUCAAGAUUGGAGGAGGAAAAGAAAGGAUGACAGCCUACUUUAACAAGACUGGUUGGCCAGCAAAAGCUCCCAAGAGUGAAGAAGAAAGAAAGGAGUUCAUAGCUUCACUUCACAAGAGAAAGACAGAGUUGUUCAUGGCCCUUAUUGAGAAAAAAUUGCUCCCUCUUCGGCCGGGUGUUGCAAAGCUGAUUGAUCAGGCUUUAGAAAAAGGAAUCAAAGUUGCUGUGUGUAGCACUUCAAAUGAGAAGGCGGUCUCUGCAAUAGUAUCAUGUUUGUUGGGACCUGAGCGAGCAGAAAAAAUCAAGAUAUUUGCAGGAGAUGUGGUUCCCCGCAAAAAGCCUGAUCCAGCCAUCUAUGUAUUAGCAGCCAGCACUCUGGGUGUUGAUCCUUCAAGUUGUGUUGUGGUAGAGGACAGCGCCAUUGGCCUUGCAGCAGCCAAAGCUGCUGGAAUGAAGUGUAUCAUAACAAAGAGCGGCUACACAGCCGAUGAAGACUUUUUAAAUGCAGAUGCAGUCUUUGACUUCAUUGGAGAUCCUCCGGAGGAGCGGUUUGACUUGUCAUUUUGUGGAAGCCUUCUUGAGAAGCAAUAUGCUAGCUAGCUCAUAUAAUUUUCAUUGACUUUAUUCAGAUCCCAUGCAAUUAUGGUUGCAGCCGCUUUCUGCUCUUAUUUCAAUGGAAAAGCUCGCAUUUGUUCUGUUUGUCAACUCAUAAUUAGCUUGAACACAAGUUAGACUCGCACGUUGUAUUUGUGGCUAAGUUUUGAUUCUAUGGAAUAGGAGUUUCUUUUGAAGAUCAUUUCCUUGCUUGGAUUCCAUCCCACAUGGAUCCAAUGGAUUAGGCAAUGCAUUGCCACUUCCUCUU
This is a messenger RNA of Corylus avellana, 1274 nucleotides long. RefSeq names its product Haloacid dehalogenase-like hydrolase (HAD) superfamily protein. Gene Ontology annotation, molecular function: hydrolase activity. The record is from RefSeq and is a predicted model, not a curated record. NCBI's taxonomy places the organism in Eukaryota, Viridiplantae, Streptophyta, Magnoliopsida, Fagales, Betulaceae.